Messenger RNA from Impatiens glandulifera, 648 nucleotides. RefSeq names its product vegetative cell wall protein gp1-like. The transcript has a single exon. NCBI's taxonomy places the organism in Eukaryota, Viridiplantae, Streptophyta, Magnoliopsida, Ericales, Balsaminaceae. The record is from RefSeq and is a predicted model, not a curated record. The coding region runs from base 1 to 648 and encodes 215 amino acids.
AUGUCUAGAUCUGGUGGUUUUUGCAGGAGGAUGUCUAGGUGGUUCGUGGCGGUGGUAGCCCUAAUAAUAAUAAUUCACUCUUUUGCGUUGACAUUGCUUAAUGUUAAUGUUGUUGUUGUUGAAGGGAAGAGGACCAUUGUUAAUGUUGUUGAAGGGAAGAAGAAAGAAAUGGUCGUCGCUCCAAAUGGUUUCUUUGACCCUAUACCUCCCAUCCCUUUCUUGCCUCCGCCGUCUCUAAUUCCUCCUGUUCUGCCCUCGCCCUCGCCGCCUUCUCUCAUUCCUCCAGUUCUGCCCUCGCCGCCUUCCCUCAUUCCUCCCGUUCUUCCAUCGCCGCCUUCUUUCCAGCUUCCUCCCAACCCCUUCUUCAACCCCCCACCAUCGCCGCCUUCUCUCCUUCCUCCAAACCCUUUUAAGCCACCCUCACCACCACCGUCGACGCUCUUUCCUCCCAUCCCGGUACUUCCGCCGCCCUUGAUUCCGGGUCUGCUCCCAUCCCCGCCACCCCCUCCUCCUCCUCCUGCUUUCCCGAUUCCUCUCCCUCUCCCUCCACUAAUCCCAAUUCCUCCUUUCCCUGGAAUCCCACCAGCUUCUUCUUCUUUCACCUCCUCCACAAAGAAGAAGACCUCCUCCUCCUCUCCAUCAAAUUAA